GUUUCGGUUAAAUUUUGUGUAUUUCUUUUCUUAAUGCGAUUUGCAUUUUGCUAUGGGUUAAAUAGUGAAAAAUGUCACUGCAUAUAUUUGAGCAUAUAUUCGAAUGAUAAAUUUUUAAAGUAGAAGUCGAUAGAUUUGACAAAAUACCAAAAAUGGCGAUCUGAAAAAACAAUUAUUUCAUACAACAUCUACGUAUAAUUGGAUCGACUCGUUGAAAAUUGGCAAACGUGCACCUUUCCGUCACUUCUGCAUAAUAUUUCUUUCUAUUCGCUUGACGGAAACGAAUAUCUUUGAAGUAUCGUUUGGAACGUUCAACAUAUAUUUCCUUUUACCUAGUAAAGUAUACAAUAGAACGUUAGGGGACAUAAUUGGACGUGACGGGAUGUAAUGAAACGUGACGAAAACCGACGGAAUUGAGUAGGACUGGACUAGAUCAGACAUUGCAAAACCGAACGAGACGAAACUUUAUGUUACUUUCGACAAUAACCUCGUGUAAGAGAAUUCGGUAUAUGUAAACGUAUACGUUACCACUAAUAACGUUUACACGUUUCUUUUGUACAUAGAGAUAUCCCAGAGAAAGCUGAAAAAUGCAGACAAUUAAAUGCGUUGUAGUUGGGGAUGGUGCAGUAGGUAAAACUUGUCUGUUGAUUUCAUACACCACGAAUAAGUUUCCAUCCGAAUAUGUCCCAACAGUGUUUGAUAAUUAUGCUGUGACUGUUAUGAUUGGCGGUGAACCAUAUACCUUAGGAUUGUUCGACACGGCAGGUCAGGAGGAUUAUGACCGGCUACGUCCCUUAAGUUAUCCUCAAACUGAUGUGUUCCUUGUUUGUUUUUCGGUUGUGUCACCAUCGUCAUUUGAAAACGUUAAAGAGAAGUGGGUUCCAGAAAUCACUCAUCAUUGUCAAAAGACUCCAUUCUUACUGGUGGGUACUCAGAUCGAUUUACGAGACGAUGCGGCGACUAUAGAAAAACUUGCAAAAAAUAAACAAAAGCCCAUAUCUGCGGAACAAGGUGAGAAACUUGCCAAAGAACUCAAAGCAGUAAAGUAUGUGGAAUGCAGUGCUCUUACACAGAAAGGUUUGAAAAACGUGUUCGACGAAGCUAUUCUAGCAGCGUUAGAGCCUCCGGAACCAGUUAGAAGAAGACGAUGUAUCGUUUUGUAGAGAGCAACUAACAUCGUUUUUAAAACCUAUUAGCACUGUUCGGACGAUGACUGCUGUAUGAGUUUGUCAUACAGUGCAUACGAGAAUACUUUCGACUAAUGAUAGUUCGUCUGAUUAUCUGUGCGAUCUAUCUUUCGUUUUCAAAUCAUUCGACGUGCGCUCGAUUCGAAGAAAAAAUUCGAUCCAGAAAAGGUGAAGACAAGCAUUUUAUGUAUAAGAAAUAUCCACACAUAUACAUGUAUAUUAUGUGCGUACAUGUGCACGCGUGUGAGUAUAUAUAUAUAUAUAUAUAUAUAUACACAUAUGUAAAUAUAUAUAUAUAUAUAUAUAUAUAUAUACACACAUCCACACACACACACACAUAUAUAUAUAUGCAUUCAUGCAUACAUAUACACUGAACGCGCGUGCACAGAUAUACACAUACAGAGGCAGACACACCCAUACCAAUAUUUAUCCUUUCGUCGACUGGUUCAUCGAAAAAAGAUAAUCUACGGUUGGUUUUUGCUUCAACCAAUUCGAAGCAGCGAGCGAACAUCGAUGCUUCUUGGCAAUCGCGUGGAAGGAACAAUGUAAUUAUUGACAACUGUGAACAUCUACAUGAAUUUCGUAUAAAAAAUACUUGUAAAACAUUCUUCUAUUUAAUAUGUAAGACGUUUUUAUUGAUAACUUAGUAGUGUGAAUUUUUUAAUAAAUCAGUUUAAAAAAAGAUUAUGAUUGAAACAUA
This is a messenger RNA of Bombus terrestris (buff-tailed bumblebee), 1887 nucleotides long. Its product is annotated as cdc42 homolog. NCBI's taxonomy places the organism in Eukaryota, Metazoa, Arthropoda, Insecta, Hymenoptera, Apidae. Gene Ontology annotation, biological process: small GTPase-mediated signal transduction. Gene Ontology annotation, molecular function: GTPase activity; GTP binding. Bases 588 to 1163 code for a protein of 191 amino acids. The record is from RefSeq and is a predicted model, not a curated record. The transcript has 4 exons.